Molecule: messenger RNA, 1720 nt
Organism: Pyricularia oryzae 70-15
Lineage: Eukaryota; Fungi; Ascomycota; Sordariomycetes; Magnaporthales; Pyriculariaceae
Product: fructose-1,6-bisphosphatase
Exons: 3
Coding region: 533-1567 (344 amino acids)
Biological process (GO): gluconeogenesis; fructose metabolic process; fructose 1,6-bisphosphate metabolic process
Cellular component (GO): cytosol; cytoplasm
Molecular function (GO): fructose 1,6-bisphosphate 1-phosphatase activity
Source: RefSeq, a predicted model, not a curated record
UUAGUUACAUAAGAAUGAGGUCUCGUGGUUCCCGGUUCUUUUCUUUUCGCACAUAUUUUUCGUCCGAUUAUUUCCUUUCCUCCCCUUCCCUUUUCUCAAUUGAUCUUGUAUCUUUGUAGACUUUCAUGGUUUCACUUACCUGCCUACCUACAUACCCAGCUACCUCUACUUCCCUAUUCACUCUACUCCUCACUUCUCGGAAGCAUUGGCUCUAUACCUUACUACGUGGUAGUCUAUGAAUAGAUUCUAGGCAUCCUCCUAGUCAUCAGACUUAGUUCCCAAUUCGAUUGCCCUCGUGACCCAGGACAUCCCAUAGCUCCAUUAAGCUUCUCCAUACGAACCAAGUCGUCUUGACAACCUCGUCCCCACCGUCUCUUCACCGGCUCGCCCCUCCCUACCUUACCCAAAGUAUACAGGUGUCUGAAACCCCAGAAGUGUUCAGCUUGUGCUACCUACGUAUCUUGCUCUUCGCCACACACCCAAACGGCUUCGUUCCCUCUGGCUAAGCUGCCAGUCAUAUUCUGAAAAAAAAAUGGCGGACUCGAACAAUGGCCCGGAGACGGAAAAGGUCAACACCAACAUCGUUACCUUGACGCGCUUCCUGACUGAGGAGCAAGCAAAGCACAAGGAGGCCACUGGAGACUUCACAUUGCUGUGCCACGCCCUCCAGUUCUCCUUCAAGGCCAUCGCCUACUACAUCCGCCGCGCCACCCUCGUCAACCUGACCGGCCUUGCCGGCUCCUCCAACACGACAGGCGAUGACCAAAAGAAGCUCGAUGUGAUCGGCAACGACCUCUUCAUCGAGGCCAUGCGCAGCUCGGGCAAGUGCGCCCUGCUCGUGUCGGAGGAGGAGGAGGAGAUCAUCUUCUUCACCAACGGCAACGGCAGCGCCCGGUACGCCGUGGCCUGCGACCCCAUUGAUGGUUCGUCCAAUCUCGACGCCGGAGUGUCGGUCGGCACCAUCUUUGGCAUCCACAAGCUGGCCGAGGGCUCCACCGGCUCCAAGGAGGACAUCCUCAAGCCCGGUUCCGAGCUGCUGGCCGCCGGCUUCACAAUGUACGGCGCCUCGGCCCAGCUGGUCCUGACCAUGAAGAACGGCGGCGUCAACGGCUUCACCCUUGACAACGCCUUUGGUGAGUUCAUCCUGACUCACCCGGACAUGCGCAUGCCCAAGUCCCGCGCCAUCUACUCGGUCAACGAGGGUAACUCGCUCUACUGGGAGGACCACGUCAAGGAGUACUUUAGCUCGCUCAAGCACCCCCAGGAGAAGAGCGGAAAGCCCUACAGCGCCAGGUACAUCGGCAGCAUGGUGGCGGACGCCUACCGUACCCUCCUAUAUGGCGGCAUCUUUGCCUACCCCGCCGACAAGAAGAGCCCCAAGGGCAAGCUUCGUAUUUUGUACGAGUGCGCACCUAUGGCCAUGGUUUUCGAGAAUGCCGGCGGCCAAGCUAUCGAUAGCAACAUGAAGCGUAUGCUCGACGUUGUGCCAGAACACAUCCAUGACAGGUCAGGUAUAUUUAUGGGCAGCUGGGAUGAGGUUGAAAAAGUAAAGGCGUACCACAAAUAAGAUAGUCGCAAAUCUCGCCUGAGCGACUAAGGCGAAAGGGCACCGCGAGACCCCCAAAUUGGAUAUACUUGCGUCUUGAAAUAACCAGUUAUGUCGUUAAUGACCAUGUUAAUAUAUUCCUCUGAUUGAGACUCACUAAGCUGCAAACUCCAC